CACGCACUCAGACUCCCUGGGGGCACGCGGUUAUCAUCCUAGUCUCCAAAUCACAGCCAUCUCCUCUCACAGUCUUCUCCCAAGUCACCGGCAUCUUCUCUUACACUCAUCUCUCACAGACACCACCCCAGUUGCAGGCAUCUCUCUCUCCGCAUCUCACCGAUCACUUCUGACUCGUAUACCAUCGUAACGUUUUUCUCCAUCGUGGCCGCCAGGGCUGAGGCAGCCGAGGAGGCAGGAGGCGGCAAUCGCGGGACUCAUCACAGCCUCUCGACGCGAAGAGAGCGGUGACGGUGCGAAUCCAGAGGAGCCGACUUCUCGUCACUGAAGCGAGUCCCAAGAUUGGAGGAGAGACGAAGAGGACACGAGGAGCGGAGGAGGAGAAGAGAGAGGAGAGGGGUCUGCAUGGACGUGCUGCUGCUAACUCUCCUGCUGCCCUUCACGCUGCCCGGCCGCGGGGUGCCUGUGGUGGCCCAGGCAGGUGUAACGGUGCCACAGGGAUGGGGAGACGAGGGGGCCAUACCCGGCGGCGCGGUGGCGGCGGCGUCGUGGCGGUGGCGAUGCCGGCGCUGCGCAUGCCACAACCUCGCAGACCGGGAGUGCAUCUACUUCUGCCACCUGGACAUCGUGUGGGUGCACGCACCCCGCCGACGAUUGGUGCCGUACGGGGUCACGGGGUCGCGGGUUCGCGGACGGCGAGAGGCUGCCACGGGGUCGCAGAGCCCAAGCCGCUGCCUGUGCCUCUUCCGCAAGGACAGGGCCUGCACCUCCUACUGCAAAAUCCCAGCCCCACGGCCACCCCGGGCACCACACCGCCUUGAGGUCUCGAGCUGAGCCACGCGGAUCGGGGUAGCACCAUGAGGAGACCGCGAGCCGGCAUGGGGGGGGCGCCAUGCCCCACCACCGACCCAGCCUCCAUGCAGCUGAAUUGACCAUUGGGGGUCAUUUGACCGUAGUUUGCCGUGCCUGCUAGUGUGGGUUUUGGCGAAGGGGGUGUUGGGGCUCAGGAUAAUUCCAGAUUUAAUUCGUCACCACUGAUGUUAGCUGUGGCCAGAACUUCAACUUGGGUCGCCGGGGUGAUGGCGUGGUGCGCGCACCCUCUCGGUAUCUAAACCGCUACGUCCGGCCACAAUCCUGAUCAGCUCGAGUCGCUGCACAGAGUUCCCGCGCUGCCGGUGGGACUCCUGCGGUGGUUCACAGGGUGGUGGCCCAGCAGGUGAAUGAGAUCAGAGCUCAACGCAGCUCCCCGUGCUCUAGGCUCAUGCAAUGCCCAUCGCCGAACGCAUAAACAUUCCACAUUUAACGCUUCACCCGCACACACUCAACAACGGUUGUAGUCUAGCUGGUGAACGUUUAGCCUCUACAUGAGCAGAGCUGUUUACCCCGCCUAUGAUUCAGACUCUGCGUGUUACUUGCUGAAGACGUGUGAACCAUUGUGUUGAAUCUGUAUGCAACCGACAGCUGUGAGACCCGAGUUACAUUACUGGAAAGUCUCAAUGUCUAAUGUAAUACAAAAGACGUUUGAAUAUUCGCGGGGGUUACGAUAUUCAAAACUUAAUGCUUACCUAAAUAAUAGGGUUAGGUACACAGCAACCAAAAAUUAAAAUAAGUACUAUACUGUAUGGCAAAAAUUGAAAGAAACGUGCAAAAACCCUAUACAAAAAAACAUUAUUAGACAAUAAAUAGUAUAAAUACUGAAUAAAUACUAUACUUACCAAUGAUAAUGAUGAUCUAAAGCUGGUGUGUUUAUUUGUCAGCGAGUGGGGAGCGGUAGUGCUACGGUUCGCACGCUACGAACUCGGCGACCCAAGUUCGAUUCCCACUCACGCCCAGCACCAGUCUCCCCUAGGUCGACUCAGUCUUAAAUGAGUACCUAGGCGACAUUUGGUGUUGCCCAGCCGGCCUUCAAAGGUGCUUACUAACAGCACUUGCCAAAAACGUAUGUUAAGGCUAUAUGGGUGAUCUUUGUCUUUGUCCGCGAGAUUUUUGCACGGCAAAGGGGGCGAGGUUCGACUGCCUCGGGUCCCUCGCCCACUCCGCACCGCGCGGUACCAGCCAAUGGUGCAGUACUGCCAGGUACAGUAUACCUGCGAAAGGCCAAAGCUAACCCCCGCGAUAGCUAGAUUGGUAUAAAAAAAUGUUGCCCAUGAUAGGUCGAAACAGAGAACGACAAAUCCGCGAUAUUCAAGGGUCUCUUGUAUUUAUUUGACUUUCAUUGUAAUGAUAAUUGCUCGCCAAAAACGUGUGUUGUGUUCCUGUUUCUGCAUUUGAUACGGUAAACAUAACGGCCGUUCCAAAUCGUACACAACAUUCUGGGUUAGUUGAUAUUAUUCAGGUAGAAAUAAAUUGUUUUUCUUUAUUUAGGUUCUCAACGCAAUGGUUUAGUUUGAAGCAAAGCUUCGUGAGGUGUCUCGAGUCGCGGGAGCAUUUGGACGGCAGCUGCACGAGUUGAAAAUAAUGUGUCCUGACGUCUCGGUGUGUCCCAGCUCUCGCCGGGUUGCACGCUCGCUCACGUCGGACCUAGCAGGGCUCGUAGCCACCUGCGUCAUGAUCUCUGCGUCUCCCCACUUGUUUUUGGGAGGAGAGGCAGGCACGUGACUGUGUUGUAGAUACGAUGCCCCUAUCGAGGUGAGCAGGUGCACUACUUGUUGGGAGCUGUGCGUGUGAGCGUGUGAACACGACUCGCGCCACAACGUGCCGGGGGGCGUGGAUGAGUUUGGCACGCGCGUGCUCUGGUGGGGCACGCACGCACACGCGUGUUGUUGUUGACACGAGUACACAUGUAUGUGUUUAUUUGAGGAGCACACACAUGCCCACAUCGUCUCUAUGGAUGCAGGUGCGUUCAUCAACACCGUCUCGCUUCUCAGGACCACGUGGAAAAUAGAGAUGCGUUCUUUGACAGCACUUUCAUGGAUAUAUCCAUUAAUCCAUUGGUUCUUAACCUGGGGUGCACCCACCCCCUGGGGAUGCCAGAUGCCCUUUCUGGGGUUGCGAGACAUGGGAAGAUAUUUUUUUAAGGUAAAUCAUUGAAAACAAAUUAAGCACGGGCAUGUAAGUACAACUACUGUGUUUCAUCAAACCCCCAUGUAUUUAUCAAAACAUUAUUUUAGGAUUGAGAACCAAAGGGGUGCAGGCUGCAAUAAAGGUUAAGAGCCACUGCAUUCACCGGUAGUAUAAGAUUAUGGCAGAAAUCGAUUUAACUGGGAUGUUGAAGCCUGGGCUGUGUCUAUCAAACAGGGAAGGGUGCUACGUUACGACUUGCUCACUCACACCGCCAGACGGGACGACGGAAGGUGAUUGAGACUUACUCCGGAGUAGAAGCCAAGGGACCGAGAGGACGUGCAUCGCGAAGAUGGAAGCGAUGACAUCAAGUCGCGCGCACCUGCAACACGGAUCCGUUGCAUCGCAAGUCCUUGAGAUAUGCGAUGGCUCUCGGGAGACCUUAUCUAGCAGUGGAUGGAUCUCAGCUGGUGAUGAUAGUGAUGGUCAACCCUCUGCAAUAGUCGUGUGAUAUCAAGCAAAUGGCAACAUAUUUAAGCAAUUAAAAUUCUGCAAACGCUCAUCAUUCUUGUUUCAGUGGUCUUGCAUGGUCUGGUGUUGGGUAUCUUUAUUCGGUGACAGCCAGACUGGCAAAACACGGUGGGAAUUUGAGCCGAGCGGAAUGUGAAACUGGUGUUCGUAGGUGCAGUCCUGGCCGAUCUGGAGAACCCAUAUUGUGAUCCCGACUGGAUACCGCGCCCUGAUCGCCCCAAGCCGUGAGGCAGCGCUGGUUGAGGAGUUGUCACUCGCGAUGGUUCACGCGAAGGCCCUCCCGGGUGCUGAUGCCACGUUGCUUCACAUGAGCAGCGCGCUACACGCAUGUAAGGCGGCUAUCCUGCUGCUGCUGCUGGGUUGGCAGUGGUGCACAAGCA
Messenger RNA from Lethenteron reissneri (Far Eastern brook lamprey), 3911 nucleotides. Its product is annotated as endothelin-3-like. The record is from RefSeq and is a predicted model, not a curated record. Gene Ontology annotation, cellular component: extracellular region. Gene Ontology annotation, molecular function: hormone activity; endothelin B receptor binding. NCBI's taxonomy places the organism in Eukaryota, Metazoa, Chordata, Hyperoartia, Petromyzontiformes, Petromyzontidae. Gene Ontology annotation, biological process: intracellular calcium ion homeostasis; regulation of systemic arterial blood pressure by endothelin; vein smooth muscle contraction.